Molecule: messenger RNA, 2962 nt
Organism: Cydia splendana
Lineage: Eukaryota; Metazoa; Arthropoda; Insecta; Lepidoptera; Tortricidae
Gene: fat-spondin
Product: spondin-1
Exons: 19
Coding region: 191-2896 (901 amino acids)
Biological process (GO): cell adhesion
Cellular component (GO): extracellular matrix
Molecular function (GO): serine-type endopeptidase inhibitor activity
Source: RefSeq, a predicted model, not a curated record
GGUUCCCUCCUGAACCGUCUUGUUACAGCUGUCCUCACUGACUGACUCUUGUUUAUUGUGGUUCCUGGGUAGUAGACAGUUGGCAGUCAGAUUGACCGGACUAUCGGCGCCCGCGCAAGCGGCGCAAGUGGAGUAACCGCUCGACACUUGACCCGCGAGAUAAGCGCAUUCUGCUCGCUCCGCUCCACUGAUGCAGAUGUUAGCAGCGACUGUGUGUUUGGCCCUGGCCCUGGCCCUGGGGCUGGGGCGGGCCUGCGAGCUGCGGCCCUCCGGCGGCGUGGCGCAGAAGUCUCCGGGAGACAACUUCUACCGGCUAGUCGUCAACGGCGAGGUGGAGCGCUACGCCCCCGGCAAGCGCUAUGUUGUGACCCUGGUGGGAUCCCGCACCCACGAUGUGGUCCAGCAGUUCACCAAGUUCCAGCUCAUGCUGGACCCGCUGGAUCCUGCGGCCCCUAGGUCCCCGGCACGCCAGGGUCAGUUCCAGCUGUUCGCGGACACGCUGUCCAAGUUCGACGAGGAGUGCGUCAACUCCGUCGUGGAGGCCGACGACCUGCCCAAGACCGAGGUGCAGGUCAUGUGGAAAUCCCCGCCUUCGGGUUCUGGAUGUGUCCUCAUCAAAGCGAUGGUGUACGAGAACUCGAGCCGCUGGUUCGCGGAGGACGGCCAGCUGACGAAGAGAGUUUGCGAGGACACCGCCCUGACAUCUUCAGAUUGCUGCGCUUGCGAUGAAGCUAAAUACAAGAUGGUGUUCGAGGGGCUGUGGUCCGCGCAGACGCACCCUAAGGACUUCCCGAAACAGGCGCUCUGGCUCACGCAUUUCUCCGACGUCAUCGGCGCCACGCACCACAAAAACUUCACCUUCUGGGGCGAGGGGCAGAUCGCGUCCGAUGGCUUCAGGUCUUUAGCCGAGUGGGGCUCCGUGGGGCUGAUGGAGCGGGAGCUGCGGCAGCAGGGCAAGCAGCUGCGCUCCAUCGUGAAGGCGCAGGGGCUGUGGCACCCGAGGGUCAACUCCAACACGACCGCCAGCUUCGUGGUCGAUAGGAAGCGGAGCUACCUCUCUCUGGCUUCUAUGUUUGGUCCCUCUCCUGACUGGGUAGUGGGAGUGAGCGGUCUGAGCUUGUGCCUGAAGGACUGCACCUGGGAGGAGUCUAAAGUCAUCGACCUCUUUCCCUACGAUGCGGGCACUGAUAACGGCAUAACAUAUAUGUCGCCGAACGCCGAGACCCGUCCCAAAGAGCGCAUGUACCGCAUCACCCCCAUGUACCCCGAGGACCCGCGCGCGCCGUUCUACAACCCGGGUGGGAGGAUCGCUCCCAUGGCGCGGCUCUACCUCACGAGGGAGAAGCUCAUACCGCGCAGCUGCGACGAGGAGGUGCUGCAGACCCUCGUCGCCGAGGAGGCGGAUGACACGCAGUCCGCUAACAAACCGGAGUGUGCGGUGUCGGAGUGGGGCCCGUGGUCUGCGUGCUCCGUGACCUGCGGCAAAGGUCUGCGCAUGCGGACCCGCACCUACCGCAUGCCACAGAAGGCGCAGAUGUUCGCCUGCGAGCGCCAGCUGGUGUCUAAGGAGAUGUGCGUGGCUGCGCGCCCCGAGUGCGAUGGCGACACGGAUGUGAAAACGGACGAGCUUGACCUGGUCGCUCCGGUGGAAGAGCUGGGGGGCAUCUGCCAGACCUCGGAGUGGGGCGUGUGGAGCGAGUGCUCGGUCACUUGCGGAGUCGGGUUCGAGACCCGGCGGAGGCACUUCACCAAUCCGAUGGGGCUUAAGAAGUGCCCGCUUGUACAAAUCGAGGAAAACCGCAAGUGUAUGCAGCCCGAGUGCACAGAACGCGACACAGAGAUCUCGGACCCCGCAUGCCCGACAACAGAGUGGUCGGGCUGGUCGCCGUGCUCGGCGUCGUGCGGCGCCGGCGUGUCGUUCCGGACCCGUCUCUUGCUCGUGCCGGGGGAAAGGCAGAGGGAGUGCGCAGCGAGGGUGGAGCUGAUGAAACAGCGGCGCUGCCAGGAGCGGGAGUCUUGCGCUAUCGACAUGAUGACUGCUAAACGCAUCUGCAUGGAACCGCCCGAGGAGGGCCCGUGCCGUGGAGUGUACCAGCGCUGGGCUUUCGCCGCGCAGAAGGGCAUGUGCAUCCCCUUCACCUACGGUGGUUGCCGCGGCUCCCAGAACAACUUCCUCACGCAGGAGGAGUGCACUAGCACCUGCUCUGUCAUCACUGGUGAGUCACUGUUUCCAGCGCUGGGUCUUCCAGAAGUGCAUGUGCAUCCCCUUCACCUACGGUGGUUGCCGCGGCUCCCAGAACAACUUCCUCACGCAGGAGGAGUGCACCAGCACCUGCUCUGUCAUCACUGGAGGAGUGCACCAGCACCUGUCACUGUUUCCAGCGCUGGGCCUUCGCCGCGCAGAAGGGCAUGUGCAUCCCCUUCACCUACGGCGGUUGCCGCUGCACCCAGAACAACUUCCUCACGCAGGAGGAGUGCACUAGCACCUGCUCUGUCAUCACUGGUGAGUCACUGUUUCCAGCGCUGGGUCUUCCAGAAGUGCAUGUGCAUUCCCUUCACCUACGGCGGCUGCCGCGGCUCCCAGAACAACUUCCUCACGCAGGAGGAGUGCACCAGCACCUGCUCUGUCAUCACUGGGGCACUCAACCCGCAGGCCAACCAGCUCGCGAACACCCUUAGCUCCGACCCAUCCCGCGCCACUAACACUCUUGACGGAGCCCCGACCUUACUGGGCUCGUGUGAGCUGAGCCCGUGGAGCGAGUGGAGCCGAUGCAGCGUCUCGUGCGGCGUGGGCUACCAGGAACGCACGAGGAGCGUGCUGACGCCGGCGGCGCCGGGCGCCCCGCCGUGCAAGGCGAAGCUGUCGCGCCGCCGCCGCUGCUCCCGGCCAUGCUAGGGCUUGGUGCUGGCCUCCAGGGUGAGGGUCCGAGGAAGGCCCAUAGUGUAUUAGAAAAUUUUGGCG